GCAGUGUCCUGUUGAUCUAGCGGGCCUUUCCAUAGUGUUAAUGCAACUUUCCUUGAACAUCUUCAAGAGAAAAGGCCCCCAAUCUGCUGAUCGAUCCCGCAAAUAUCCUGUCAGCAAUAAAAGUGCACUGUCGCAGCGACCGCUUCCCCACUGAGGCCCCUGAAUUUCCCUGGAACCAUCCGCCAUCAUGGCCGGAUCGUCGCAAACUCUCCAACCAAAUUUACAUGCGCACACCUAGGGCCAGACAAUCGCUGGAGAUUAAUCGCUGCACCAUCGUCAGGAGAUCAUAAACUAUGCACAUAAAUACUGCAGCCAUGGUCUCUCUGCUUUUCUGGCCUGGCACACAGCUAUCUCUUUGCGCAACGAAGAAUGCGGUCGACCCUUCUCCUCUCUCUUGCGGCGACGGCCCUGGCGGCGACUCCGGCGCAGUGGCGAUCCCAGUCGAUAUACUUUUUACUCACCGAUCGUUUCGCCCGCACGGACAAUUCAACGACUGCGGAAUGUGAUACCAGUGUUGGGAGAUACUGUGGUGGUUCGUGGCAGGGCAUCAUCAAUCAGCUGGACUAUAUCCAAGGGAUGGGCUUCACGGCCAUCUGGAUUACGCCGGUGACUGCCCAGGUUGAGGACUCUUCGAGCGGAGAUGCGUAUCAUGGCUACUGGCAACAGGAUAUAUAUUCUCUCAACUCUGAGCUUGGAACAGAGGACGACCUCAAAGCACUUGUGGACGCAUUGCAUGCGCGGGACAUGUACCUGAUGGUUGAUGUCGUUGCCAAUCACAUGGGAUCCAACAGCGCGGCCGAUUCUGUCGACUACAGCGCCUUCAACCCGUUCAACUCGGAAGACUACUUCCACUCUCCGUGCUCCAUUGAUGACUACGACGACCAAACUCAGGUCGAAGAGUGCUGGCUGAGCACAAGUGCUGUCAGUUUGCCAGAUGUCGACACUACCCGGGAUGAUGUGAAGACCAUGUGGUACGACUGGGUCGAAUCUCUCGUAUCAAACUACUCCAUUGAUGGCCUCCGAGUCGACACAGUCAGGCACGUCCAGAAAGACUUUUGGAGAGACUUUAACGAUGCAGCGGGCGUUUACUGCGUCGGCGAAGUUCUCCAAGGUGAUCCAGAGUACACCUGCGCAUACCAGGAGGUUAUGGACGGCGUGCUCAACUACCCAAUUUACUUUCCCCUUCUCAGGGCUUUCAGCUCCACGUCUGGCAGCAUAAGCGAGCUAUACGACAUGAUCAACAACGUCAAAUCCACAUGCGCCGAUUCAACCCUGCUGGGCAACUUCAUCGAGAACCACGACAAUCCGCGAUUCGCCUCGGAAACCGACGACAUGUCCCUCGCCAAAAACGUCGCCGCCUUUCUCAUCUUGUCCGACGGCAUCCCUAUCAUCUACGCCGGCCAAGAGCAGCACUAUGCCGGCGGCGAGGACCCUGAAAACCGCGAGGCAACCUGGCUAUCCGGAUUCGACACAUCAAGCGAGCUGUACAAGCUCAUCGCCUCGUCGAAUGCAGUCCGCAACCAAGCCAUCUUCCAGGAUGACGGCUGGGUUACUUAUAAGAACUACCCAAUUUACCAAGACGACUCAUCUCUAGCGAUGCGCAAGGGCAACAACGGAACACAGGUGGUCACUGUUUUCACGAAUGCCGGGUCCGAAGGCAGCGAGUACACGCUUUCUCUUCCCGAUACGGGAUAUGAGGCCGGGGCUAAGCUAACGGAAGUCCUGUCGUGCACGAACGUCACUGUGUCUGAUAACGGGGAGGUUCCUGUGCCGAUGAACAGCGGGCUGCCGAGGGUAUUUUACCCAGCUGCGAAGUUGCAGGGGAGUGGAAUUUGUCAGUGAUUUGGAUUAAAUGUCCAUUACCUAUAGAAGCGAUGGGAUAUUAUAAAUACCUAUCUAUAUAUAUAUGUAGACUUUAGAUUUUUGGUAUUUUUUUUUUUUUUUGGCUAUUAUUGUGCAAGUAACGAAUAAGUGUUUCCAACUAUCUCUCAAGUUCCAUUCACUAAGUAGGUACCCUUCCUCUAAUUGUAAGAACCCUCAAGUCUCCAAUGAGGAAGCUCGCUUAUGUAGUCUCUCUCCAUCAACAACGCCCGCGCUUAUUUAGCUUCGGUGGUUGGCCGACGCGCCAGCACUUCACUGGAUGAUGCCUUCUUUCAAUC
Molecule: messenger RNA, 2159 nt
Organism: Aspergillus versicolor CBS 583.65
Lineage: Eukaryota; Fungi; Ascomycota; Eurotiomycetes; Eurotiales; Aspergillaceae
Product: alpha-amylase
Exons: 9
Coding region: 370-1842 (490 amino acids)
Biological process (GO): carbohydrate catabolic process
Molecular function (GO): alpha-amylase activity; calcium ion binding
Source: RefSeq, a predicted model, not a curated record